GCUCAAAACUGUCCUGAAAUGGAAGAUUACUUUUCAAAUAUAAUAAAAACUUUCAAUGUCUCUCUACAGAUGAGGGCCGGAGCUCUGUAAAUGACGACGCCGUUAGCUGCGGCCACCACCGCUGCUACAGUCCUGAAUUUGGCGAUAGCGAUCAUUUUUCUCCCUCUUCCCGCUAAUGGCCUCGGUGGCUCUUCCACCACCUUGGCCGUCAUGUAUGGCGCCUCUGUCACCGUCUGCGGCAUCGUCGCCGGUCAACCAACCCAGACUCUCCAGUGCUUGACCAACGGGCGUAGCACGCCGGUGAACGUAUAUCCCGGCGUAUCCUUCGACUCCAUCGCCGGCGGGAUCAACCUCCUCUGCGGAGUCCGCUCCGGCGGGUCCUCCCUCCUGUGCUGGAACUCCACCUUCUCACCCAAACGGAUCUACAGGAACUUCACAACGUCACUUUCAACCGUCGUGGUCGGCGACACCCAAAUCUGCGGGUUAACUGACAGGUCGACCCGAAACGCCAUGUGCUGGCGGGACGGGUCGUUUUCGGCGCAGCAACCGAAUGGGUCAUCGGGAUUUCAGUCGAUUUCAUCCGGGUCUGGGUUUUCUUGCGGAUUAUUGAAGUCCUCGAACAGGGUUUCGUGCUGGGGAGAAACCCCCAUAGCCAUAACUCUAGAAAGAGAGUUCCAAAACGAAUCUAUGGCGAGUAUCUACGCAGGCGGAAGAUUUGCUUGUGGGAUGAACACAACCGGCUUUGUAAUCUGCAAAGGAAGCAAUUAUAAUGGUGAAUUAGACGUGCCCUUCAAUUCAGCUUAUGAAUACAGUGGAUUAUCUUUAGGCUUAAACCAUAGCUGCGCAAUUAGGAGAGCAAAUCAAACAAUUGUUUGCUGGGGUGGAAAAGGUACGUUUUUGGAUAGUGUAGUAAAGGGCGUGUUUUUCGAAUCAAUAGUUUCCGGCCCGGAUUUCACUUGUGGGUUGAGAAGAAGCAAUUUCACGGUGGUAUGUUGGGGACCCGGUUGGCGAAACGGAUCAUCUGAUCUCCCUCUUUCCAAGAUUCUUCCAGGUCCAUGUGUUGAGAGUGAUUGUAAUGAUUGUGGUGUUUUCUCAGAUUAUCAAUCCCUCUGUUCUGGUAAUAAAAAAAUCUGUAAACCCUGUGAUCAUAUUCCGAUUUCUUCACCACCACCACCGCCGCCAACUAAUCCCCCGCUGUCAUCUCCGCCAUCGGAUUCGAAAGGGCUUUCGAAGGGUUUAUUGGCUUUUGCUGUGGUCGGAUCAGUUGGGGCAUUUGCAGGAAUAUGUACCAUUAUCUACUGCCUAUGGACAGGUGUUUGUUUUGGGAAGCAGAAAAUCCACAACUCAGUUCAGCCCACUAUCAAUGGCCCUCGCCACUCCUCUAGCGGUCCUGUCUCGAGAUCCUCAACGAUCCGGCGACAAGGAUCUCUGUUGGUGAGGCGUCAAAGGAGCGGAAUGUCAUUCAAACAAGCCGACAUUGCUGAGGAGUUCACAUUCCCCGACCUCGUAGCUGCGACCAAAAACUUCUCCUUGGAGAACAAGAUCGGCGGUGGCAGUUUCGGAAUCGUAUACAAAGGGAAAUUGCGUGACGGGCGAGAGGUGGCAAUCAAGAGAGGUGGACCCGCGACGAAGGUAUUCCAGGAGAAAGAAACCGCGUUUCAAUCAGAACUUUCAUUCUUGUCUAGGCUUCACCACAAACACUUGGUUAGAUUGGUUGGUUUUUGUGAGGAAGGGGAAGAAAGGCUUUUAGUGUAUGAAUACAUGAAGAAUGGAGCUCUUCAUGAUCAUUUACAUGAUAAGAACAAUGUCGAUAAGAGCAGUAGCUUAGUAAAUUCUUGGAAAAUGAGGAUUAAGAUCGCGUUAGACGCGGCACGUGGGAUAGAAUAUCUCCAUAGCUACGCAGUCCCGCCUAUCAUCCACCGUGAUAUCAAGUCAUCAAACAUACUACUCGAUGGGAAUUGGACGGCUAGAGUUUCCGAUUUCGGAUUAUCGUUAAUGGGUCCCGUGGAUAACAGCAGACCAAUGAGCAAAGCCGGGACGGUCGGGUACAUCGACCCGGAGUACUACGGUCUGAAUGUGCUGACCGCAAAGAGUGACGUGUAUGGUCUUGGCAUUGUGUUGUUGGAAUUGUUGACCGGGAAAAGAGCGAUAUUUAAGGGAGAAGGCGGGGAGCCGAUGAGUUUGGUGGACUAUGCUGUGCCACCGAUAAUGGCGGGAGAAGUAAAAAAAAUCUUGGACCCAAGGGUCGGGUUGCCGGAGGAGCCAAACGAGUCGGAUGCGGUUGAACUGGUGGCCUACACCGCUUUGCAUUGUGUGAAUUUGGAAGGGAAAGACAGGCCGUCCAUGAGUGACAUUGUUGCUAAUUUGGAUAGGGCUUUGGCUCUUUGUGGAGAUAGUCAUGGUAGCAUCUCUAGUGGUCUGAUCUCCAUUGUUUCUGAUUGAUGAGAAUUUACCUUAUUAGACUACUUUCACAUUGGUUUAUCUAUAUCUGAUUCUUUCCCCCUUUUGUGUAAUUAUAUUCUUGUAGUGCUGGAAGGAGUAUUAGUUCUAACAGAAUGUGUAGUUAUUCUUUGGACUGCUAGUUUGCUUGUCAGGUUUUUAAUCAA
Molecule: messenger RNA, 2606 nt
Organism: Cuscuta europaea
Lineage: Eukaryota; Viridiplantae; Streptophyta; Magnoliopsida; Solanales; Convolvulaceae
Source: the annotation of a GenBank genome assembly